Molecule: messenger RNA, 873 nt
Organism: Penicillium maclennaniae
Lineage: Eukaryota; Fungi; Ascomycota; Eurotiomycetes; Eurotiales; Aspergillaceae
Gene: sho1
Product: osmosensor SHO1
Exons: 2
Coding region: 1-873 (290 amino acids)
Molecular function (GO): protein binding
Source: RefSeq, a predicted model, not a curated record
AUGGCCAAUUUCCGCGCGAGCAAUAUUCUAGGCGACCCCUUCGCGCUAGCCACCCUCUCUAUCUCCCUCAUGGCAUGGCUCAUUGCAUUCAUCUCGUCGAUCAUUGCAGACAUCCAGACUGAAUAUCCCAACUACUCGUGGUGGGCCAUUUGUUACAUGUUCUGCGUUAUCGUCGGUCUGAUCUUGACCUUCGGUACCGACACGUGCAAUGUCUACGGUGUCGCAAUCGUCGGAUACUUGGGCUGCGGCCUUGUCUUGACUUCACUGAGCGCGAACAACACGGUCAACGGAAACCAGGGCGCCCUGCAAGCUGCUGGCGCCGGCUUUAUCCUCCUUUCCAUGGUCAUUAUCAUCUGGAUCUUCUACUUCGGCUCGACCCCUCAGGCUUCGCACCGUGGCUUCAUUGAUUCAUUCGCUCUGAACAAGGAACAACCUGGCUCUUUCCGCGGCAGCCGCCCCAUGUCCAGUGCUUUCGGUGCCCGUCCGGAGACUAUGGCUACAAGCAACACUCCCCAAAUGUACACCUCUGCACAAUUGAGCGGCUUCGAGACUUCUUCUCCCGUGUCCGGAUACCCCGGGGGGCCCCCUGGUGCUGAGCGCAACUCGUCCGCUCGCUUCGCUCCUACCCCCAGUCCCGGCCCUGCCCCCACCAACAACGGUCAGGAAGGUACCGAAGUGCCCCAGCCCACCGAGUAUCCCUACCGAGCGAAGGCCAUCUACUCGUAUGACGCGAACCCAGAAGAUGCCAACGAAAUUAGCUUUGCCAAACAUGAGAUUCUCGAGGUAUCCGAUGUCAGUGGGCGAUGGUGGCAGGCUCGGAAAUCCACCGGAGAGACAGGCAUCGCACCAUCAAACUACCUGAUCCUUUUGUGA